Molecule: messenger RNA, 1530 nt
Organism: Drosophila willistoni
Lineage: Eukaryota; Metazoa; Arthropoda; Insecta; Diptera; Drosophilidae
Product: lipase 3
Exons: 4
Coding region: 24-1265 (413 amino acids)
Molecular function (GO): hydrolase activity, acting on ester bonds
Source: RefSeq, a predicted model, not a curated record
CUCGCCGUAAUCAUGUCAGAAAAAUGAAUUGUUCGUGGGUUUAUCUUAUAGUCUGCGGACUGAUCGGUUUGCUGGCAUCUUGUCUGGUCAUUGGCCAGCAGAUCGAUACCAUUUGCCGGAUAGUUCAGCGACAUGGACUCGAAUGUCAAGUGCAUCGUGUGGUUACUGCAGAUGGCUAUCAAUUGACUAUAGAACGAAUACCAGUGUCGAGUAAUCAAAGUUGCGAUGCGGCCAGACGUCGUCCUUUUGUGCUUAUGCAUGGUUUAAUUGGCUCGGCGGGUGAUUUCGUGACAACCGGAAUGGGCCAGAGUCUGGCCUUUCGAUUGCAUCGGCAGUGCUUUGAUGUCUGGCUACCAAAUGCUCGGGGUACCACAUAUUCGCGUAGUCAUCGCUUAUUACAGACAAAUCAGGCAGCCUUUUGGCAUUUCAGUUGGCAUGAGAUUGGCAUAUAUGAUCUGCCAGCGAUAGUCGAUUAUGUUCUCGGCCAAACGGGGCACAGUCAAUUGCACUAUGUGGGCCAUUCGCAAGGGACGACAGUGCUAUUGGUUUUACUCUCACAGCGACCCGAAUAUAAUGUACGUUUUGCUAAUGUGGCUCUAAUGGCACCGGUGGCAUUCCUCAAGCAUUUGAGUAGUCCGCCAUUGCGUCUGCUGGCCAGCGAUAGUCGGGCGGUAACACUGCUGCUGAAUCAACUGGGUCUACAUGAGCUAUUACCAGCCACGGCUCUUACUCAGGUGGGUGGGCAAUAUUUCUGCUCCUCGUCCCUGCCCACCUAUGCCCUUUGCACACUCUUCACCUCGCUAUAUGUGGGCUUUAGUGACUAUCCGUUGGAUCGUAACAUCUUUCCACGCAUACUACAGACGACACCGGCGGGUAUUUCACGUCGCCAACUUCAGCAUUUUGGACAGCUCAUCAAUAGCGGCAACUUUCAACAGUAUGACUAUCGUUCGCCUAGGCUCAAUCAGUUACGUUACGGCCAGGUUGUACCACCCUCGUAUCAGUUGGGCAAUGUCCGCCUGCAGCGACUACAGAUCUUUUAUGGCACUCGUGAUGCACUUGCCAGUCAGGCAGAUGUACAACGAUUGGUACGGGAGUUAAGCACCAGCAACAGUCGCUCCAUCAGCCUCUAUCAGGUUCGAGGCUAUAAUCACAUUGACUUUCUGUUUGCCUCCACCGCACCCAAAAUUGUCUAUGACCGUAUUAUACAACAAGCCUGGCAAUUCGACACAGCCAUCCCAGCAGCAGGAGCAGCAGCUGGUCGUUAAGAAAGUCAGCCGGCGGAGAAGUUGCUAAAAUUUAAUUGAAACCUAAUUUAUUGCCAAUAGAUAAAUCUAUAUUAACAAAAGAUUGAAACAUUGGAAGUUACAUCAUUGGAAGGGACCAUCUCCAGCGAGAACCAUAUAGAAAAUAUAAUUUAUAUAGGAAUCGAAUUAUUAUUUCCUCAAGUCUCACUUCAUCAAGAGCUGAAAUUCGGUUUUAGGUUUACAUUUAUAUUUUGUAAUACAAGUUAAAAAAAAAAGAGAAAAAAGA